This is a messenger RNA of Rasamsonia emersonii CBS 393.64, 816 nucleotides long. RefSeq lists its product as uncharacterized. The record is from RefSeq and is a predicted model, not a curated record. The transcript is spliced from 2 exons. Bases 1 to 816 code for a protein of 271 amino acids. Gene Ontology annotation, biological process: box C/D snoRNP assembly. Lineage: Eukaryota; Fungi; Ascomycota; Eurotiomycetes; Eurotiales; Trichocomaceae.
AUGGCCAGGAAGCGUGGCCACGAUGAGCUGGCAUUGGCUUCGACGCCCGUCGUCUCCCCGGCGAAGCGGUCGCGCACGACCCCGCCGGACGGUUUAGAGACGGAGCCUGACGGUGGUGCUGAUGCUGCCGAUCUCGCCGCGGAGACGAAGACGGAGACCAGCUCUGACUCCGACACAACCAGCAGCAGCUCGCUCAGCUCGGAGGAGGAGGAGCUUUCCAGCGAAGAAGAGGAAGAUGAAGAAGAGGAUGACGAUGAUGAGGAAGACGAAAGCGACGAGGAGACCUCGUCUGAGAGCUCUUCAUCAUCCUCAUCAUCCUCCUCAGACGAGAACGACGAUGAAACCGACCUAGAGAAUCCAGCAGCAACCAGCGCAGCCUUGAAGGGGACUGGCGACGCCAACAAUAAUGAUAACGAACAAGAGGACGAGCCCAUUCCGUUCGUGUCCGGACGACCCAAACCACGAAUCCAGCGCGUGCAGAGGUCCGGCCUCCUCUCGCGCCUCUCGUCGUUCUUGCCGCGGCUAAAGGCCGCAAAUGAAGAUCUCGAGCGGGACAUCGCCAGCGGAAGAGCGCAGGACGUGGUCGUGGACGAUGUGAAGGAUGAUGAGGGACAGUAUAUUGAAAUGAAUUUGGGUUUGGGAGUUCUGGAAGAAAAGAAGAACAACGGCCACGAUAGCGACAGUGAGAAGAACUUGGAAGAAGGCUCUGAGAAAUCAUCUACGGCAGCUCAAGAGGAGACCCAUGUUCUGGAUCGACUGAUGGGCAACAGAGCCCGAGAGAAGAAGCAAAAACCAGGCAUCGAGGAAGUAGACUGA